Fusarium tjaetaba is the source of this 2217-nucleotide messenger RNA. Its product is annotated as IST2. The transcript has 8 exons. Gene Ontology annotation, cellular component: cortical endoplasmic reticulum. NCBI's taxonomy places the organism in Eukaryota, Fungi, Ascomycota, Sordariomycetes, Hypocreales, Nectriaceae. The record is from RefSeq and is a predicted model, not a curated record. The coding region runs from base 1 to 2217 and encodes 738 amino acids. Gene Ontology annotation, molecular function: chloride channel activity. Gene Ontology annotation, biological process: chloride transmembrane transport.
AUGUCCAAUCUAAAGGACCUGUACAGCCAAUCUGGCGAUGAGAGCCAGACAAGCAACUUUGGCGUCGACUUUGUCAUUCACUACAAGGUCCCCCCCUCAGAACGCGCAGAAGCUGAAGCCGGCUUUGUCCAGCUCAUCCAGGCCCUCACCACCGUUGGUCUAGCCACCGAAGUUCGUCACGGCGACAACGACUCCCUCCUCGUCUUUGUCAAAGUCGCUUCCCCCGAUCUCUUCGCGAAGCAAGUCUACCGCGCCCGCCUUGCCGACUGGCUGCACGGCGUUCGAGUCUCGGCCCCACAUAACGACGUUAAACAAGCCCUUCAGGAUGAGCCCGUAGUUGAAGCCGAGCGCCUGCGCUUGAUCUACCUCAUGAUAACGAAGCCGCGUAACGAAGGUGGUGCUGGAAUUACUCCGUCCAAUGCCAAGUGGAAAUACGUUGAGUCCAUAUUUCCUCUGCACAGUCACAAAUUCAACAAGGAUUGGAUCAAGAAAUGGAGCAGCAAGUAUAUCCUGGAGCAGAGCGACAUCGACGAUAUUCGAGACAAGUUUGGUGAAAGCGUUGCCUUCUACUUCGCCUUCCUGCGAUCCUACUUCCGCUUCCUCGUCAUCCCCUUUGGUUUCGGCUUUGUCGCAUGGCUUCUGCUCGGACAAUUCUCUUUUCUCUAUGCCCUGCUCUGCGGUCUCUGGUCUGUCGUUUUUCUCGAGUACUGGAAGAAACAAGAAGUCGACCUUGCCGUGCAAUGGGGUGUCCGGGGUGUUUCCAGUAUCCAGCAGGCGAGACCUGAGUUUGAGUGGGAUCGCGAAGCUGAGGACCCUGUCACUGGCGAAGUUGUUAAGGUAUAUGAGCCCAUGAAGCGCAUCAAGACUCAAUUGCUUCAAAUCCCCUUUGCUCUGGCCUGUGUUAUUGCUUUGGGUGCUUUGAUUGUGACCUGCAACUCCCUUGAGGUCUUCAUCAAUGAAGUCUACAAUGGUCCUGGCAAGCAAUAUCUGGGCUUCUUGCCAACUAUUCUUCUGGUUCUGGGUACUCCUACUAUCUCCAGCCUGCUCAUGAGCGCUGCUGAGAAAUUAAACUCAAUGGAGAAUUAUGCUACUGUUGAUGCACACGAUGCUGCUCUCAUUCAGAAGCAAUUUGUCCUCAACUUCAUGACCUCUUACAUGGCUCUUUUCUUCACAGCAUUCGUCUACAUUCCCUUCGGCCAUGUCCUGGUACCUUUCCUCGAAUUCUGGAGAAAGACUGCCCAGGUUGUCACCUUCAGUGAGAAGCCGCUUCCGACAAGGGAGUUUCAGAUCAACCCUGCUCGAAUCAGCAACCAGAUGUUCUAUUUCACAGUUACGGCUCAGAUCGUAAACUUUGCUACCGAGGUUGUGGUACCCUACCUCAAGCGAGAGGCACUCCAGAAAGCCAAGGCCCUCAAGUCCCAGCCAAAGAUUCAGGACGACCACGAGGAGGAAGCCGAAUUCCUUGAGCGUGUACGCAAGGAGAGUGCUCUCGAGACGUAUGAUGUCUCGGGAGACUACCGUGAAAUGGUCAUGCAGUUUGGUUAUGUCUCCAUGUUCUCGGUCGCUUGGCCACUUGCAGCUUGCUGUUUCCUCGUCAACAACUGGGUUGAGUUGAGAUCCGAUGCCCUCAAGAUUGCCACGAGCAGCCGACGACCAAUCCCAUGGCGAACCGACUCAAUCGGGCCCUGGUUGACCGCACUGAGCUUUAUUUCUUGGCUCGGUAGUAUCACUAGCUCUGCUAUUGUGUACUUGUGCAGCGGCGCCCGAGGUAACGGAAACCAUGGUGAACCAUCGCCUCUCAAGGCUUGGGGUCUGCUGCUUAGCAUUCUUUUGGCUGAGCAUUUCUACCUGGUUGUCCAACUGGCGGUCCGCUUUGUUCUCAGCAAGUUGGACAGCCCAGGCGUGCAGAAGGAGCGCAAGGAGCGUUUCUUGAUGAAGAGGAAGCUUCUCGAAGAGAACAUUGGUCAAGGUGCAUCAGAAGAGUCUUCGGUUCCAGGCAUUGAUCACAGUGAGAAGAUUACUCGCGAAGCUUUGGAGGAGGAGGCCCGACAGACUUCCAUCCGAGGUCACGGAACACCCGAGGAGACGUUCUGGCAACGCCAGAGAGGUAUGAAUGAGACCAUUGAUGUCGGACGCAGAAUGAUUGAGCAGCAGAAAGCUGCCGCGGAGAAGAACGGAAAGGCCAAAUCUGCUGUGCCAAGUAUGAAGGCCGCCUGA